This is a messenger RNA of Prunus armeniaca (apricot), 183 nucleotides long. NCBI's taxonomy places the organism in Eukaryota, Viridiplantae, Streptophyta, Magnoliopsida, Rosales, Rosaceae. The record is from the annotation of a GenBank genome assembly.
AUGGCUCUUAGGGUCAGAGUCCCCCUUGAAUGGAGUGAUGGAUGGCGUUGUAAACCGCUUCGGCGGCGGAGCUCGUUCCACCUCGUCGGUAAAGGGCGAACAGUCAACUCGAUCAAUUUCCUUGCACAGGGCCUCCUCCGUGCUUCCUUUGAGUCGAAGACCUCGGAGUUGGUCAUUUACUAG